AUGGCAACGUAUGAGCAACUGUUUCCGAAAGAGACGACGAUCGAGUUGGCGAAUCGAAUGGUUCGACGAAUUCUGCAAUCAAAAAGUGUCGAGGGCUUCUCGAACACUCAAAUCCGGCGGAUUCUCAAGAGGACCAUGCGAUUGUUGAGUCCGCUGCCGGCGAUGAUCGAAAUCGAAGCGCCGCUCACCAUAUUCGGCGAUCUUCAUGGCCAAUUGAACGACUUGAUUCGCUAUUUCCAAGCUGUCGGGUUCCCAAGCGAUCGUAAAAUGCUCUUCCUCGGCGAUUACGUCGAUCGCGGCGGAAAUUCAUUCGAGGUCAUUAUGCUUCUAUUUUGUUAUCUCGUCAUGUACCCAAAAAAUGUUUAUAUGCUGAGAGGCAACCACGAAUGUCUCAAGAUGAAUCGAUUAUACGGAUUUCAUUCGGAAUUGAAGCGAAAACGCAAUUUGACGAUGUGGGUGAAAUUCCAGAAAGUCUUCAAUCAGUUGCCGCUUUGUGCGACCAUCUCGCGAAAAAUUCUGUGCAUGCACGGCGGAAUUUCGGAGCAUAUCACUUCAUGGAAGUCGCUUUAUGAUUUGAAGAAGCCCAAUAGGCCAAAGCUUUGCGACGAAGGAAUCGCGAUGGAUUUGAUGUGGGCGGACCCCACUCAGGAUAAAUGCUCGACGUUUGCUUCAAACACUAUGAGAAGUAUUUCCGUUUUGUUCGGCGAAAAAGCCAUAAGCGAUUUGCUCGACAUGCUCAAUUUGGAGCUCGUUGUUCGUGCUCACGAGGUCUCGCAAGAAGGCUAUCAUUUUUUUUUCAACAAAAAAUUGGUCACCGUUUUUUCGGCGCCGUUUUAUUGCGGAAAUGAUGUCAAUUGCGGAGCGAUAAUGCACGUUUCCAACAAACUCGAGGUCUCUUUCACCGUUCUUCGCCCAUUAAUGGUCCCGACACCCGAGAACUUCCAUUUAGCGGUGGCCAUGGAGCAGAAUUAUAAGGAUUUGAGGGCACCGAGUCCUGAUCCAAAUCGUGGAAGACAUUUGACACCGGCUCCUGCUGACUCUGAAGAAGCUCAUCCAAAUAAGGAAACAGAAAAACCAAAACAAAGUAUUUCUUAA
This is a messenger RNA of Caenorhabditis bovis, 1095 nucleotides long. The record is from the annotation of a GenBank genome assembly. NCBI's taxonomy places the organism in Eukaryota, Metazoa, Nematoda, Chromadorea, Rhabditida, Rhabditidae.